Molecule: messenger RNA, 5276 nt
Organism: Danio rerio (zebrafish)
Lineage: Eukaryota; Metazoa; Chordata; Actinopteri; Cypriniformes; Danionidae
Source: RefSeq, a predicted model, not a curated record
GUAGGAUUCGCAACGUCGCUCCCUGGAAGCGUCAUGGAUGCUCAGUUGAACGCGGGGAUCGAGAGUCGAGCACAUCGCAGGACUGGAAGCGGAGCUUGUGGGAUUUAUUGCUAAACAGUCUCUCUGACUAAAGGCGUGACAACAUCAGACUGGAUCCGCGUGCAGACUGAUCCAUCGCAUCAUCGCCGAAACAAAACGUUUGUUUUGCGGAGCGCACUAGUGGAAUCAAAAUGUCAGAUGCAGCUAGCGGUAUUGGAGCUUACAGACGCCAAUAGAGCAUGUUAUUGUUUAUAUGCUUAUGAUUUUCUGCUUACUGGGGAUAGAGCGGUUGAAGACGUGCGUUUUGUCUACAUUUCCGAAAGCAAAUAAGUUGCGCGUGCACUUAUGGAUGGAUAGCAGGUGCACGAACGGCUCACCUAUAAAUGUGAUUCUUCACUCGCGGCUGUUCUGAUUUCACGAGCCCGGGAAAAUAAUAUCCGAGGAUAAAACAGCAUGUUUUUCCAUUAUAGCAGUGCGAUAAGACACCAGUCGUGUUAUGUUUAAAUUGUGUCAAAUUCUAAAUCAGUGCAGCCACUCGAAAUGUUAAUUUAAUUAGAUACAGUAGCGUAAAUCUAAAGAGUUUUAUGUUUAUUUUGUUUUCCGUUUUACGUUACGACAGUAACUCAUCCCUUUAUGGUUACGGCUAUUUUAAAGUCUAAAUUAUUGUUAUUUUGUAUUCAAAGUAAUUCCAACGUGACGUAUACCAUGCUGUGAUAAAUUCACAACACUUUCUGACCACUUUGAAACUAAUGGAGAAACUAAAAGCAGAAAUUAUUUUAAACAAAUAUGUUAGCAGAUUGUACAAUGCAUAAUGCUAUUCUAUGAGUUGUUUUCUAUCUAAAUAUCGUGAUUUCUUUAGCUAAGUGUACAUCAGUUGUAUAGUUCUCAUUGGUGAUUUGGAUACCCAAACAAACUCAAAAAUGCACUUAGUUCCUGAUCCCAGGAAGUAUGGGGUGUGCAGUUUGAUUGGGUUGUUUAUAGUUAAUUAAAUGCAAAGUCAGUGUUAAAAGAGACUGGUCAUUUGAGCGAAAGCUUUAAAUCCAGAGGAUGAUCUUCUCUGGAGUGGCUGGACUGCUGUCAGAGCGGCUUUCACACGAUUAACAGCCCGCUGCUCUUUUCUUUGCCUGUCCGCCCACACUAAAAUCAUUUACUGGACUAUAUGCUUUAAAAACUAGUUUGAGGUAAAGAGGAUCAAGAAUUUUUAACAGUGCAACAGUGGCAUGUAUUGUAAAUCAUACAUAGCUGUAUGAUGACUCUAAAACACUUAUUUCAGCAAAUUAGUGCAAGUUUAGUUACUGAAACCUGUUAAGCUUGAGCGUUUUGUCUUUAAAACAGAUCAAAUUGAGAAUAUAGAUGCAUCUUUUUUGAAGAGUGCCAAACCAACUGAAUUUACAAACUAUAAACAUGACUUUGAGAUACCAGGAACGCUUAUAAAUUGUGAACAGCAGACAGUACAGCUUUUUGCAUCAAGCAUUUCUUUACGCCGCUGAUGCAAAUAUGACCUUGUGAUAUCAGGAAUUCAGAUGCAGCCGAUACCGAAGCUGAUGCUGCUGUUGGAAACAUGACAUUGUGACAUCAGGAGUCUGCCUCUAAAGCACCAGACUUGAGGAGCAGCUGACACUCUCUUUUUUGCUGCUGCUGCUGCUGAUGAUGCUGCAGCUGCGAAAAUGCUGCGAUUCCCUGUGAAGAAAAUACGAAAACAGUUCAAACUUCUGCUGCUGCUGGUGCUGCUCACUUUUGCAGUAUGGUUUACGUACCUGCACAUCAACCAGGGCAAAUCCAUUAAGCUCCAUUUCAAUUAUGGGAAAGAUGGUGAGAGGCCGAUGGAGGGAACUGACACCAGCCAUAAGAGAGACUCGCGUUCAUCAGACAAGUACCGCAAAAGCGAAGAUGCCAGCAACAGCCAGGAGGAGGAUAACACACAGGAAGAUGAGCCCAACGCCGGCACUGCUCACAACAAAGAUCAAGCUGAAAUUCGCAAGUUGCUUGCACAGAAGUACAAAAAGUUGCCAUGGAAACCAGAGUUUAAAGGUCAAGCGAACCUCCACGUGUUUGAAGACUGGUGUGGCUCCUCAGUCGCUCAGCUCAGGAAGAAUCUUCAUUUUCCUCUCUACCCCCAUACGAGAACUACUGUAAAGAAGUUGGCUGUGGCUCCAAAAUGGAAGAACUAUGGCCUGAGAAUAUUUGGAUACAUUCUACCUUAUAAGGAUGGUGAUUUUCAGUUUGCUGUUUCUUCUGAUGAUAACUCUGAGUUCUGGUUAAGUUCAGAUGAAAGUCCUCUCAACGCCCGACUGCUGGCCUAUGUGGGGAAGCUGGGAUCUGAGUGGACCGCUCCAGGAGAGUUUACCAAGUUCAGGUCCCAGGCAUCCAAGUCUGUGCAUCUGAUGGCCUCCAGACGAUACUACUUUGAGAUUCUCCACAAGCAGGACGAUAAAGGUUCAGAUCAUGUGGAGGUUGGGUGGCGCCCUUUCCUGCCAGGACUCAAAUAUGAGGUCAUCGAUUCUGCCUACAUCUCCUUGUACACAGAUGAGAGCAGUUUGAAGAUGAACCAUGUGGAUCACAUUCCGCAGACGCUGGCCAGCCACAGUCGUGUUCCUGCAGAGACCCACAUCCACAGCCAACACGGCGCCGAUAUGCUGCAACCGGACCCCCGCGACACCUUUUUCAACAUUCCCAUGAUUGACCCUGCUCAUCUUGAAAAUGUGCUGCCCGCCUGUCUCUACUCUCCAACAUAUGUUGUCAAAGACUUCCCUAUUGCCCGCUAUCAAGGACUACAAUUUGUCUAUCUUUCUUUUGUCUAUCCCAAUGAUUUUACCCGCCUUACUCACAUGGAAAAAGAAAAUAAGUGCUUCUACAGAGAGUCACCCAUCUAUCUGGAGAAGUUUGGCUUCUAUAAAUAUAUGAAGAUGGAUGAAGAGGAAGAUGACAGGCCGUUUUUCUUCCCUAAUCCUGAUGAUUUUCUCGAAGAAGAAGAGGGAGUGGAUCCGGAUGAUGAAGCACAAGUUGUUGGCACCCAGUCAGCAAAGAAAACCAUCCAACCUAGCCAGUCAACUCACACCUUAAGCCCUUCAGACAAACCUGUUCCCACAAUGCUGGACAGAAAAGAAGUAGAACCAGGGAACCCAGCAUUAAGAAGAGAGCAAAGGCGCUUUUUUGCCAGUGCAAGGCAGCCAGUAGUGCCUGAAGCUCAAGAGAUGGAAAAAGACACUCCGGACCAUCAAAUUAAUGUAGGGUCACCAAAAAGUGAGAGUGUGGUGAGAGGUCGUUCUCUUGCUUGGGUUCAAAGAGACCGUAGAGAGGGAUGGUCGGAAGAACGUUCCCCCAAAAUAAGUAGAACAGCUUUGCUGUUUCCACCAAAAUCCUCAUUGGUUGCCCUUAACAGUCGAGCUAAGCAAAUCCUCAGCAACCCAAACCCAUCACCAGCCAACAACCAUGCUCACGACAACAACCGCAACCCUGGAAACAUCCAUGCCAACAAAGAACAUAAGAAGGAAGACAACAAAAUCUACGUCACAAGGCCUCGACCUGCUAGGGAGAAGCAAGGUCUUGUUUCGCGCCAUCCCAGAGAGGUCUUCCCUGGUGUUUUCCUCUAUCAAAAUGGCAAAACAACAAAGUUAGUAAAUCUCAGCGCCAAACCAAAACUUGGUAAAGGACCUCUACGGGCAUCGCAGCUAUUCGCGCGAUCUCCUUUGCAAGAAUCCAAGGUGUUUCCAGCUAGCCCGAAUUUCAGCAACCCAAUACCCCCAAAUAGAGCAGCAAUCCCAAGCCAUUUCGAGCGAAGGAUAAGGGGCGUCUGGGAGAAACACCAGCAUCCUUUGAGGCCUGUCACAACCCUACGCCCCACUCCUCAGUCCUCUAACUCCUCUGAGAAUGUGCCGCCAACCGAGUCGGUUCGUGUCACUUCCUAUAUGCACACCUCACAGAUUACAGAGUCCCAACAGCAGCGGCCGGACACAGACCUGGAGCCUGAGGAGGACGGAGGUUUAUCAGAGUACAGCUAUGAGGACGUGGAACCUCGGCCUGGAUGGGCAGAGGAGGCCAUAAAUUGGCAGAGGACAUUUUCUGUCAACAGCAUGGAUUUUGAAUCGUUGCGCUCCGACUGGAAUGAUCUCCGCUGCAAUGUGUCAGGAAACCUGCAGCUGUCUGAAAGUGAAGUGGUGGACGUGCUUGCACAGUACAUGGAGAAACUUAACGAACGCAAUGGAGGGAUCUACACUCUCCUUCGCAUCAUAAAUGUUGAAAAGCGCCGUGACUCUGCGCGGGGAAACCGCUACCUGGUUGAGCUGGAGUUAAUGGAGAGAGGCCGGAAGAUAGUCCGCCUUUCUGAGUACAUCUACAUGUUGUUGCACCGUGGACGGGCGGAAGACAGUCUGGAAAAUGUUGAAGGGGUAACAGCAUCGUCCCCCUCUUCUCCUGUUGCCAGCCCACCUGCUCAACCAUCUCACACACCAACUCGUGGGGCCCGCGGCACCCCUCAGUGGGGCACAGUGUAUGCAAAACCUCUGCUAUGCCAGCCAGUGAUGCUGAGGUGGAAAAAAGAUGUCAUGGUGCAUUUUGUAGUGCCAGUCAAGAAUCAGGCUCGUUGGGUUCAGCAGUUCAUUUCAGACAUGGAGUCCCUGCAUAGCGAGACAAAGGACAACAAUUUCAACAUCAUCAUUGUGGACUUCCAGAGUGAAGACAUGGAUGUGGAGCAGGCCCUCAGAGAAAGCACUGUUCCACGAUAUGAGUAUCUAAGGAGGGAAGGAAACUUUGAACGUUCUGCCGGCUUACAGAUUGGUGUGGAUACCAUAGAGGACAGUCACAGUAUCGUGUUUCUGUGUGACCUGCACAUUCAUUUCCCUCCUAACAUUCUGGAGAACAUCAGGAAACACUGUGUUGAGGGCAAACUGGCAUUUGCACCUAUAGUGAUGAGACUAGGCUGUGGGAGCUCACCGCUAGAGCCUGAUGGUUACUGGGAGGUAAACGGCUUUGGUUUGUUUGGGAUCUACAAGUCAGAUUUUGACAAGAUUGGUGGAAUGAACACAGAGGAGUUUAAGGACCGAUGGGGCGGAGAAGACUGGGAACUGCUAGACAGAGUUCUCCAAAACGGUCUGGAGGUUGAGCGCUUAAGACUGAGAAACUUCUUCCACUACUAUCACUCCAAAAGAGGCAUGUGGAACUCACAGUCUAGUAAGACUCCUAAAUGACGAAUAACUGGAGCUCACUGAGAGAGAUGUCAAAAAGAAACUCAGCUCAAA